GCGACUAGCAACAUCUAAAAUGAAAUACAUUUACAUUUAUUUAAUCGUAUGCGUAGUUGCCAACGCUUACAAUUCCGCCGCCGAAGAAGUUUUGCUUUCUAAUACCAACAAAAUUUGCGCGUGUAAAAACAACUUGAACGAUAUCCUCAAACAAAUCGCCACCGAGUAUUCUAACCUCGAAGAACUCAGCGAUGAAUUGGACGAUCUAGAAUCGAAACUGAAAGAUCUUGUAAACAAAGUCGAUAAUCAAGGUGAUCAGUUGAGCGAUAUCGAGAAACAUUUAGCGAUAGUGGACGUUCUACAGAAAGCCGUUCUCCAAGCACUCAACGAUCAAUCAUCUGCAUUCGAUUCUAUCACCGAAAAUGUCAAAAAUCUCGACAAAAACAUCAACGAAGUGCGUGACAACGCCAACGAACAAUCCAACGCCGUGGAGGAUCUGAGCACCAGCGCUUGGAAAAUGUACGAUUGUAACAACGAAGAUUUAUGUAAAGCGAGUUAG
Molecule: messenger RNA, 499 nt
Organism: Diorhabda sublineata
Lineage: Eukaryota; Metazoa; Arthropoda; Insecta; Coleoptera; Chrysomelidae
Exons: 2
Coding region: 20-499 (159 amino acids)
Source: RefSeq, a predicted model, not a curated record